AUGGGUGUGCUGUUGCUUGUGCUGCUUCUGGGUCUGCUCAUCUCUCACCUAGGACUCUGCCUGUGGGCCAUCUUUAGGCAUUUCCUCACCACAGAUAUUCCCUCUGCCAUGCAACAUCAAGUGAAGAUGAGAGUUCUGCACUGCAUAAUGCUAUAUGUGAUCAGUUUGGCAAACAUACUGGAAAAGAUGAGAAUUUGUUCUGUUCCCAGAUUUUUCCACUUUAUACAAGCCAUAAUAGUCAUAAAGAAGAAGGACCCUGAAUUGGUGGUGACCAACCUGCACUUUGGAACAAUCCCUGUGAGGCUGUUCCAGCCCAAAACAAUGUCCUGCAGGCCCCGUCGAGGCAUCAUCUACUACCAUGGAGGAGGCGGAGUUUUGGGCAGCCUGGAUUGUUACCACAACGUCUGUGCUUUCCUAGCUCGGGAAACGGACUCAGUGCUGCUGUGUGUGGGGUACCACAAACUUCCUGAUUACCUACCUUGUCAUUACCAAGACCGCUUCCUGAAUGCUUCUGUCCACUGCCUGAACACCUUGAAAACAUAUGCGGUGGACUCUUCACAGGUGAUGGCUUGUAAGGACAGUACUGGAGGAGGGAUUAUAGCUGUGAUCACCAGUGCCUUAAUGGGCAGAACAGAUCUUCCCCAGAUCCAGGCUGCAGUCCUGUUUUAUCCAAUGGUCCGGGUCAUAAAUCUGCAGAUAUAA
Molecule: messenger RNA, 702 nt
Organism: Chinchilla lanigera (long-tailed chinchilla)
Lineage: Eukaryota; Metazoa; Chordata; Mammalia; Rodentia; Chinchillidae
Product: arylacetamide deacetylase-like 4
Molecular function (GO): hydrolase activity
Source: RefSeq, a predicted model, not a curated record